CGCUUGCGCGCUAGUAACGUGAACUAGUAGGAAACAUCAGUGGGGAAAGGUGCGAGACUAUCGACAGAUAAAGAACUCUUGAGGCAGGUUUGCGACGCAUAAAUGUUUUGAUAUACCAUAACGCGAGCACGGAACAUUCAAUAAAACUCAAAUACUAGUCUCGCGGAUGAUGUUUUAGACUGCAUUUAUGAGUUCAGGCAAAAGCUCGUGCUCUGGCUAGCUGCUGUAAGUUAGCUCGUGGGAUAAAGCCAGAAAUAACUAAACGCAAGUCUCGUGCCAGAUAACCGAUAGAUCAUCGCGAGCUCUGCGCGGGACCCUCAGUCUGGAGUUUUGUUGAGUUUGGACUCGCUUUUCACUGGAGACUUCCCUUUAAUGUACUUUCUGUUGAUACAUCACCCAUAGUACUGUAGUUUGAGUUGUAGUACUGUUUUACGUUUUGGCGAAUCGAGUGAUGAUAAAGCAGGAGUGUAUAUAGCUGCUGUCUUGAGAUGUGGCCUGCGUUUGUUUGACAAUCAUGGGAGGAUGCGUGGGGAGAGAGCGCGCGGAGUCACGCGGACACGGCUCGAGGACGCAGAGGAAACGUGGAGGUCGUAAUGAGCCACUGAAGAAAGACAAGCUGAAGUGGAAGAGCGAUUACCCAAUGACGGAGGGGCAGCUCCGCAGUAAGAGGGAUGAGUUCUGGGACACGGCUCCAGCGUUUGAGGGCCGCAAGGAGAUCUGGGACGCCCUGAAAGCCGCCGCUGUGGCUCUGGAGUGUAACGAUCAUGAGCUGGCUCAGGCUAUAGUGGACGGAGCCAACAUCACGUUACCACACGGAUCCCUGACUGAGUGUUACGAUGAGCUCGGAAACCGCUACCAGCUACCGGUGUAUUGCCUGGCCCCGCCUGUCAACCUGAUCACAGAAAGAAGCGAGGAAGACCUGUCGGACAACCCUGAGCCCCAGACGGCCCAGAAGAAAGAGUUCCAGCUGAAGGUACGGCUCUCCACCGGCAAAGACCUGCGCCUGAACGCCAGCAUGACCGACACCAUCGGCCUGCUGAAAAAACAGCUACAAGCUCAGGAGGACAUUGACCUGGCCCACCAGCGCUGGUUCUUCUCUGGAAAGCUCCUCACGGACAAGACCCGCCUGCAGGACACCAAGAUCCAGAAGGACUUUGUGAUCCAGGUCAUCGUGAACCAACCGACACCAAACCACUAGAACCGCAGCAGUUAAGAUUAAAACAUUUUGCACAAAAAAAUGAAUCGAGCAACUUGAUCCUGCCGGAGUUUUGGAGGGACGCUGAGAAACAAAUAAACGGAUCGCAUCUCUGCUAACUUGAGCAGAAGUGCCGACGUGAAUUUGGUAGCGAAGCACACACUGACUAUGCAUAUCCUGUAAAGUACCUACGUGGUCCUCCUGAAAGUGAUCUCCCUUUGUAAGAUAAUCGAACUUGAGCUUCAUUUUGCACACUUGAGUAUCUUAGAAUAGCUGUGCCUUGAAAGAAGAGUUAUUUUGCUUACGAGGCAUGUUCGUUCACUCUCAGUGCGGCCACAUGCUUCGUAUUUUAUGACUGACGUCUCUGAGCACAACCCAGAACUUUCUAUGCAAUUUUAGGCAGAAAAAGAGGCCGAUAUCAUUAUUCAAUGUAGCUAAUCCACAGUUCAGAGGUCAGUGACACUUAAAAGGUAAAUCGAGUGCACAAAGACGCAUUAAACUCACAGUGAUGCUAAACAUCUCCUGGCACUGCCCGGUCUCCGUGCCCAUCAUCUUGUAGAUGAAACCGUAUCGCUGCCUCUAAAAGGAAGAUUGGACACUAUCACUUUAAUGGCUGUCUGACUUCCUCUGUUCCUCUUUUAUAGUGCUGUUAUGCUGUAAGCGCUCAGGCUGCGAUCAGAGAAUAUUGCUGAUAUUUUGAGAGAUUAUAUUCUAUACUAUUUCUGCUUUUUUAAACUACUUAGAGUAAGACUUUUUAAUGAUUCUUAACCCUUUAUCAGUGGCAUUACAACAAGCAUAGGCAUCUGUAACAAAAAAAAAAAAAAACGUUUCUUUUACUAAAGGUCUUCUGCUCCUGGUUAUAUCACCAUGUGACUCCGCGCACCGGUUAGAAACGGCUCAUUACCUCAACGGCGACUGUUCCUCAUUAGUCUCCAGAGCACUGGCGUGUUCGUUGUACGUCUCUCUUCUCUCACGCCAUUCCUUCUGCUCCGGGUUACUUUCUUUCUUCUGUUGUUUUUAAAAAAAAAAAAACAUGCACAUUGGUGUAGAUUAGCCUUCAUGGAUGAGUUAAAUCAUAUUCAUUUAUCAUUGGAAAUUGCUAAAGUUUCUUUCCCGCUCCAAAUUGCACCAAUUUGCAUUUGAGGAAUAUUCCAGGUUAACUACAAGCUUUUCCAAUUCAUCUGUAUUGUAUAUUAAACUACGGGGCUGUUGAAUGCUUGAAUCUGAUUGGUUGACGAACGUAUUAAGGUUGGGGAAACGCGCGGCUAAAAUAGUUCCAGGAAGGUCUUGACCGCAUUGCAGCUCCAUAUCACUUCGCCAAAUGAUUUCAAAGGUCCUACAACAGCAAAAGAAUCACAAAACCCACAACAACACUGACCAAUUAAAUAAAUAUGGUAAACAAUAGGAUAAAAACGACAAAUUAUUUCCAUGUUUUUGCCACCAAAUUACGUUUUAUUUUGAGGCUACUCUCUUUCUCCCACUCUCUCUCUCACUUAAACUCACACACAUACAGUACGGACACACACUCACACAGUAAAAUAGUUUAACAACUUAAAAGGUAAUAACGGCGCUGUUCUUGAAGCAGGUAAACUCACAGUUUCGCUAUUAGCAGAGACGCUGUUGCCGAGCACUGUUGAGAGACUCAGGUAAUCGCAUACGCUUAAUCUCUCUCUCUCUCUCUCUCUCUCUCUCUCUCUCUCUUUCUCUUUCUCUUUCUCUCUCCAUAACUGCAUUAUUGUACUAUUUAUGUACUAUUAAAAUUACAUUUUGGAAUGAGCAACGGAGGCGAGGGAUUAGAUGCGUAAGAAAUUAGUUCCUACACGCGAGCGUUUUAAGAACAAAAACCUGACAAAUGUUUUGAAAUACAACAUCUGAACAAUGUUUUGAGGUGUGGUAACCGUAGUAUAAGCGGAAUAAUUGAGUCUGGGCCGUUGAAUAAUUGAGAAAUAAUGCCUGCAUCACCACCUCAGGUGUGCAGUUAUUCCUUACAUAAACUACCACUUGCAGUGUAAGUCUGUGUGGUGUUUGCUUUGGUAAUCGACAAUAUGCAGUAGCUUAAAGGGAUAAUUCACCAUAAAAUGUAUAUGCUUACAUUUACUCACUCAUGUUCUACACCUGAACGACUUCUGUGACACAAAAGAUACUUUGAAAAUGUUGAAUGUUGGUCCAAUGUUUCACAAAAGUCUUAAUUGUGAGAUUAAAAAGUGAAAUGAAGCCAAAAAAUGAGAUUUCAAACAAAAGUUUGACUUAUGACAUCUCAAUUUUGACUUGGUAUGUCAUAAUUUUUACUAUCACAAUUUUUCAAAAUUGAGUCAUAAGUUGACAUUUUUGUCAGAAUUCUUUCUUUACUGGUCAUUUAGCUAUUUAUCUAAAUUAUGAUGUGAAACAUUUCAAUUUUGACAAUAUUUCAUAAUUUUUACUAUCUCUAACUUGUCAAAUUAGUCAUAAGUUGACAUUUUUCUCAGAAUUCUCAAUUUUGACUGAUAAUUUAGCUUUUUAUCUCAACGUAUGAAACAUAAAAUUUCAAUUUUGACACGAUUUCAUAAUCUUUACUAUCAUAAUUGUCAAAAUUGAGUCAUAAGUUGACAUUUUUGUCAGAAUUGUUAAUUUUGACUAAUAAAUUAGCUUUUUACCUCAAUUAUGUGUGAAACAUAUCAAUUUUGACUUAGUAUGUCAUAAUUUUUACUAUCUCACACUUUAAAUUGAGCCAUAAGUUGACAUUUUUGUCAGAAUUCUCAAUUUUGACUUUCCAUAACUUUUUUUAUCUCGUAAUAAAUUCUAUUUUGAGGUUUUGUUUUUUUGUUUUUUUUUGGUCCAUAAAAUGAAAGUCAUUAUAUGGACAAAAAACAUUAUGUAUAUAAUCUUUUGUGUUUUGCAGAACAAAGAAAGUCACAGGUUUUGAACACGAGGGUGAGUAAACGAUGACACUUUUCAUUUUUGCAUAAACUAACCUGGAAUAUUCCCAGAAGUCCUACGCAGCGUAAAGCAUGUACCCCUGUGGGAACAACAUGCCAUCGAGUACGGGCAAAAACCUCCAAUCGUCGUUCAGGACAAAGAGUCACUCAUAAUUUAUGUGGUCAUGAUUUACAUGCGCUGAUAAGAGAGAAACGGUACACAAUAGCGUUGUGUACUCCUUAAAUCCCGCAUACUUUGCUAGUUUUUUCCCAGGUUGAGCUGUGUGACCUCCGGCUGUCUGGAUAAACCUCCUGGCCUUCGUCAGCACAAUCUGAAACCCUUAUGCUGUGACAACAUACGCUGUUGCUGCUAAUGAUAGAGACCGUGAUAUUUAUUCUCUCAUUGGCAUUCGCUUCAGUAAAAAACAUUGCUAGACCUUGGUUAGUAUAAUAUUCAAAAUUAAAUGGAAAUAGACAAAGUUAUAAGAUAAUUAAAAUGGUUAUAGUGACAGUACUGUGUUCAUCAACAUGUUUUACAUACGUGUGCUGAUUAUUAUGAUCAUUAUGGUUUUUAGAGGGACUUUGCUGUUAUUUUUUUCUAGGCCACACAAUUCCUCUGCAUUUGAAAUGUUUCACUAGAUGUUUCUUUAUGUAUUGUUUGUUAUCUUUGAAUGUAUGUUGUAUGUAUAAUGUGUCUCAUGACAAGAAGUUUCCAGAUUUGACUGAGGAAGCUGUUAGGAAGCCAUACAUGUGGAUCUUUUUCAGGAGACUCUCUUUGGACGUUUGUCUUUCAAAUCACAGAUUGCAAGAAGCCAUUACGCUGUACUCAAGCCUGCUGUGGGCCUGUGGGUAUGGACGUCCAUUUCUGCCACAUAAGAAGAAAACAAAAUGCUUUGGUAAAUAAUUAUACAAAAACAUGUCAAAUUUAUAUGGAAGCUUGUUUUCGCCAUUGAAUAAACAAUAAAAAAGGUAAUUGCGACUUUUUAUCUCACAAUUCUUUUUUUUUUUUUCUCAGAAUUGAGUGAUUAUAAACUCACAAUUGCGAGUUAUCACAGUUGUGACUUUAUAUCACGCAAUUCUGAGAAAAAAGUGAGAAUUUUCGAGAUGUAAACUCGAUUCUCAAAUCUGUAUUAACAGAAUUGAGUUUAUAUCUUGCAAUUCAGACUUUAUAACACGCAAUUGUGAGGAAAAAUUGCAAUUAUCCUUUUUUUUUUAUUUUUUUUUUAUUCCAUGGCGGAAACAAGCUUCCAUAAAUUUGAGAUACAAAGUCAUAAAUAUGAGAUAAAUAUGAGAUAUGAGUCAAAAUUGAGAUUAGAAUGUCACAAUUCUGAAAUAGGUCAGUGAAGUCAUAUUUGUCAGUGAGUAGCUCAUAAUUUCAACUUUUCAUACUGUCAAUUUUGAAUUUGUCAGUUUUGACCUUUUCGUUGUCAUAAUUGACUUUUUAAAUCAUAAUCUUGACUUUUUAUGUCAAUUUUGAUUUUUUGAUUUUUUUUUUUGCUCAUUAUUAUGACUUGGUGUCUCAUAAUUGGGAGAUUUUAAUAUCAUUAUUAUGAUAUAUAUUUUUUCCUCAUAAUAAUGAUUUUUUUUCUCUCAUGUGUCGGAAACGGAUCUCCAUAUGUGCGUGUCCCACCUACAAAAUACAUGAACUUUCAUAAACCUUUAAUAGGAAUUCAUGUGAAUUUCUUUAUAGAUUAAUAUCUGUAUAUUAAGAGAUAAAAUGUGUGAAAUUCUUACUUAAAUGUGCUUACAGCCUGUUUCACAAAAGUUAUGUAUGAUUUACAAGGUAAUUUGUUUUUCAGAUGUUUUAAUUGUCAAUUAAAAUGACAGCUGGGAAAGCAAACCGAUGUUUGUCUGUAAACUGCUAAUCAUUUCAUCAUGUUCUCAGAUCUGUUUUCUGUGCUACAAGUGUUUUUAUGACUCUAGGACUUAGUCUGACUUUAACUGUAAUUAAUAAAGCUAUUAUUUUUAAGUCAGCAGAAAGGCUUAAUUGCCUGUCAUCUGCGAUGUGGUUAAAGCAGCCAUGUUUUGUACCUCUCACUGUAAAAAGAGGUUUCAAUUUAUAGAAUGUAUAGGUUCUGGUUAUAGGUUAGGUUAUUUUAAUACCAACUGAUGUACUGAUACAUAUUCAGCAUUUGCCUUAAAGUGGAUUCUGAUUGGCUGUCAAUGCAUUUAUUGUUCAUCAGCUGGGAAAAAAAAAAAAAAUUUCUGAAUGUGAUUCCACUGAUAUUCUUUCUCUGUGCCAUUAUCAUUAUUGCUGUUGUGUGAUCUUUGCUAUUCUCAUAGAAUUAUAAUGAUUAUUAAAACUUUUAUCAAUA
Ctenopharyngodon idella (grass carp) is the source of this 6404-nucleotide messenger RNA. It is a transcript of the gene ubtd1b, whose product is annotated as ubiquitin domain containing 1b. Gene Ontology annotation, molecular function: protein binding. The transcript has 3 exons. The record is from RefSeq and is a predicted model, not a curated record. NCBI's taxonomy places the organism in Eukaryota, Metazoa, Chordata, Actinopteri, Cypriniformes, Xenocyprididae. The coding region runs from base 515 to 1198 and encodes 227 amino acids.